AUGGCUGCUCCGUCUACUGCCGCCCUGAGCGCCUACCGCCAGGUCCUUCGUGCUACCCGCAUUGCCUUCCGAGACGACGUCCGAGUCAUGCUUGCUUCUCGUCAAGAAGCCCGUCGCAACUUCGACCAAAACCGCCGUGUCGCUGUUGACACCGGCAUGCAGAUCAACCACGCCAUCGAGGUUGCGAAUAUCUUGCGCCACAAUCUAGUACAGGGUGCUCGGGAGGAUGGUAAUGAGGAUGCCAAGUGGGAACUCCGAAUUCACGACCAGAUCGAGCGCGGCGACAACGACUCCAUCAAGGUUGCUGGCAAGGAUGUCAAGAUUCACAAGGCUUGCUCCUCGUCCUCGUAA
Penicillium longicatenatum is the source of this 351-nucleotide messenger RNA. RefSeq names its product LYR motif-containing protein. The transcript is spliced from 3 exons. The record is from RefSeq and is a predicted model, not a curated record. NCBI's taxonomy places the organism in Eukaryota, Fungi, Ascomycota, Eurotiomycetes, Eurotiales, Aspergillaceae. Gene Ontology annotation, biological process: mitochondrial respiratory chain complex III assembly. Bases 1 to 351 code for a protein of 116 amino acids.